Brienomyrus brachyistius is the source of this 4969-nucleotide messenger RNA. RefSeq names its product VPS8 subunit of CORVET complex (gene vps8). Lineage: Eukaryota; Metazoa; Chordata; Actinopteri; Osteoglossiformes; Mormyridae. Gene Ontology annotation, biological process: protein targeting to vacuole; endosomal vesicle fusion. Gene Ontology annotation, molecular function: protein binding. The record is from RefSeq and is a predicted model, not a curated record. Bases 98 to 4267 code for a protein of 1389 amino acids. Gene Ontology annotation, cellular component: CORVET complex; early endosome; HOPS complex. The transcript is spliced from 46 exons.
GUCACUUCCGCCGGGAGCGCGGAAUGGCUGAGGCUCCGCUCUAGUUUUUCUGCUUUCGCUUGUUUACCUACCUAAUUCUGACAGAUUUGGCUCUGAAAUGUCGGAUUCUCCAGAUUCCUCUUCAUCGCAACUGAAUUUAGCGGAUAUUGACGCAAUCGAUGACAAAGAGUUUGACAUUCCUCAAGUGGAUACUCCCCCCACUCUGGAGAGCAUCCUUAAUGAGCCUGAGGAUGAAGACGAAUCAUUUGUCCUGGAAGACACAUGUUUGCUCACCGCAGAGAACAUUGAUGCACACUCCUGUGAAACCACAUCCUUGGCCAGCUCUGACAGCGGUGACCGAUCACACCACCGACGGAGAAGACGGGCCCUGGACAGCAGUACACCCAUUCAUGGUUCUGUGCUCCGGCACAACAUCCUGAAGGGGAUCUCCGCCCAGAUGCUGUCUGCUGCUGACAAAGUUGAUGCUGGACUGCCAACAGCCAUAACAGUUUCCAAUGUCAUUGCUGUAGGGACUUCACAUGGUUUAGCCCUUGUGUAUGAUAUGACUCAGGCCCUGAGGCUCUGCCUCGGCAGUGUGGCAGCUGGGGUGGAGUAUGGCGCCGUGUCGGCCCUCAGCAUCAACUACGACUGCACACGGCUGCUCUGCGGAUUCGCCAAAGGACAGAUCACCAUGUGGGAUCUGGCCAAUGGAAAGCUGCUGAGGACUAUAAGUGAUGCCCACCCCCCUGGCUCCGCCAUCCUGCAUGUGAAGUUUACAGAUGACCCGACGCUGGCUGUGUGUAACGACAGUGGUGGCUCUGUGUUUGAGCUCACCUUCAGGCGAGUCAUGGGACUGCGCAGCUGUAAUUCACGCUGCCUCUUCAGUGGCUCCAAGGGUGAGGUGUGCUGUGUGGAGCCUCUCCAUGCCAGCCCUGAACUGAAAGACCACCCCAUUACCCAGCAUGCACUGCUGGCCAUGGCAUCCCUCACCAAGAUUUUAGUAAUUGGAUUGAAACCCUCUCUAAAGGUGUGGAUGACUUUUCCUUAUGGGAAGAGCGAUCCGGCCUGCGUCCCACAGCUUGCCUGGCAGUUUGUGCUGGUUCAGAAGGUGUCAAACCCCAUGCUGGCAUUUUGCAGAGGGGAAGCUGUUAGUUUCCUACUGGUAAAGAAGGAUGAGUUGGGAACGAUCCAUGUCAUCAAACAGAGACAGCUGCACUUGAACUGUGACCUCAUUAGUUUAACGUGGAUCAACUCGCGAACCCUGGUUCUACUAGACAGUGGGGAGCGGCUCCAUGUUGUCGACCGGCCCAGUCAGGUGGAACUAGAAAAUUUGGACCUGUCUGAAGUACAGCUGGUUUACAACAGCAGCCAUUUCAAGUCUCUUGCCACUGGGGGUAAUGUGAGCCAAGCUUUGGCCCUGGUUGGAGAGAGGGCGUGUUACCAGUCUGUCUGUUGCUAUGGCACUCAGGUCUUUUACCUUGGAACCAAGUCUGUACACAUGAUGACACUGAGAAACUGGCGAGAGAGGGUGGAUUUCCUGCUACAGCAGGAGAAGUUUGUGGAGGCGCUCUCCCUGGCAUGGUCAUUCCAUGAGGGCACUGCCAAAGCCGUCGUGGGAUUAUUUGGAGAUUCAUCUAAGAAGAAGAGUGUGGUGGCUGACAAGAUGGUGGAAAUACUUCUGCAGUAUGCAGAGCGUUCCUUGAAGAGGUGUCCUGAACAGGGCAAGAUCCAGGUGAUGGAGCAGCACUUCCAGGACAUGGUGCCUGUCAUGGUGGAGUACUGCCUGUUGCUACAGAGAACGGACUUACUCUUUGGCCAGAUCUACAGCCGCCUGGCAGAGAACUCUGUGGCCAGGGGCGUCUUCCUGGAGACCCUGGAGCCCUAUAUUUUGAGCGAGCGUAUUGGCUGCCUGACCGCACCUAUCAUGCGGGAUCUUCUAAGCCACUUCCAGGAGAAUGGCAUGAUGGAGAGCGUGGAGAAUUGCUUGGUCCACAUGGACAUCACUAGCUUGGAUAUCCAACAGGUUGUCCAAACUUGCUGGGAGAACCAGCUUUAUGAUGCCAUGAUCUACGUCUUCAACAGUGGGAUGAAUGAUUACAUCAGUCCUAUGGAGAAACUAUUCCAGAUGAUAGGUCAACCAUUACAAGAGGGCAAGGCUCUCACAGAUGAACAAGUAACAAUGGGCAACAAGCUGUUGGUUUAUAUAAGUUGUUGCUUGGCAGGACGAGCCUACCCACUUGGGGAUAUUCCAGAAGACCUAAUCCCACUGGUGAAAAACCAGGUGUUUGAAUUCCUGGUCCGCCUACACUCAGCCGAAGCCCCUGAGGAGGAGGAGGUGUACCCAUACAUCCACACACUGCUACACUUUGACACGCGAGAGUUCCUCAAUGUUCUUGCUUUGACUUUUGAGGACUUUAAGAAUGACAAGCAGGCCUUAGAAUAUCAGCAGCGCAUUGUGGACAUUCUGCUGAAGGUCAUGGUGGAGAAUUCGGACUUCACUCCAUCCCAGGUGGGCUGUCUGUUCACUUUCCUGGCAAGACAGCUGGCCAAGCCUGACAACACCCUGUUUGUCAACAGGAAGCUCUUUGACCAGGUUUUGGAGUUUCUCUGCAGUCCUGAUGAUGACUCCAGACAUACAGAAAGACAACAAGUGCUGCUGGAGCUGCUCCAGGUUGGGGGGGUGGUCCAAUUUAAUGAACAGAGGCUCCUCAGCUUGGCUGAAAAGGCAGAGUUCUACCAGAUCUGUGAGUUCAUGUAUGAGAAGAAGCACCUGUAUGAUAAAAUCAUCUUCUGCUACCUGAAGGACCCCAUGAGAAAGGAGGAGAUUUUCAAUUACAUCCACAAUAUCCUGUCCAUCCCUGGGUACAGCACAGAAGAGAGAGAGUUGGUGUGGAACGUAGUGCUCGCACACAUUCAGGAACUGGUAGCUAUUGACCCACUCAAAGCUGCUGAUCUGGUGAGCCUGCACUUUGCUGAAGAGGUGACUGCAAUCAUUGGCAGACUAGAGGGCGAUUAUUUGGUCUUCCAGUUCCUGAUGUAUCUUCUGGAACCCAGAGAUCGCCCACAUUCCCAGCCUUUUCUGCAGCUCAGCCCUGAAAUCUAUGAGCACCAUAUAAAGCUCCUGUGUCGCUUCAGUCCCCAGAAGGUCACCAGCUUCCUGAAGACUUCAGAGGACUACCGGCUGGAGGAGGCCAUCCAGAUCAGCCGAGAGCACAAUCUUCAUGAGGCCACUGCCUACCUAUUGGAGAGGAAAGGUGACAUUCAAGGAGCUUUCCAGGUGUUACUGCAGACCCUGGAGCACAAACUGGCUGCUGUGUUGCAGGACGAAGAAGGUUACCUGCAGGCGGACUGUCUUUUGCAGCUGGUGGAGCAAUCCCUAGAAGAUCUUACCUCUUUGUGUGACAGGAGCUCUCGCAUCCUCGACCAGCAGCAGAGAGAGGCCCUGUGGUUCCUGCUUCUCGAGGCGAUGAUGUCACCACAGAAGUGCCUGCGGGGACCAUCCUCACAUCACGCUUCAGUAGCCCUGAAGGAGCUAACCAUGAAGGUUGUUCAUAGCAUGGCCAGCUUCAUCGCAAUGCCGUCCAUAAUCCAGCGCAUCCUGCAGGAUCCCGUGUAUGGAAAGGGGAGGCUGGCCGAGAUCCAGGGACUCAUCCUGGGAAUGCUAGAGACCUUCAACUAUGAGAGGACUCUGCUGGAAAGGACUACCAGCCUGCUGAACCAGGACCUGCACUGGUCAUUGUCACAGCUGCGCACCGUAGUCAGCCGUGGCCUGCACCCCCGGCAAGACCACUGCAACAUCUGCCUGCAGCAGUACAGGCGGCAGCACGGUGCAAAGGAUGAGGUCAUCGUUUUCAGCUGUGGUCACCUGUACCACUACCAGUGUUUGCAGAGUAAGGCUUGUACCCUGGCACAGCAACAACUCGCAUGGAGCUGCUACAAAUGUUCCUCCAGUCAAGGGGGGCGUGGGGGCAACUGUGGCCCAGGGUGCAAUCAGGAGUACCCACAAACCCACAACACGUCACUUGCAGAGAUGAAGAUCAUGUCUGUGACCUGUUUGCCUGCUGAAGACCUGCAUGGGAAGGUGAACCCUGACACCACGCUGAAUGCCCAGCAGAGCCACUCCUGGGCCCAAUUACGCUGCAGCUACCGCGGCCCUUCAAGGCUGGCCCUGCUCACUGAGCUGUCUCGUUCCUGUGGCGCUGAGAGAUCCAACCUCACUGCUGCUAGUGUGUUUCACAGUGAGAGUUUCCAGCUACAGCUCUGCCCCCCACCCCUGGUGGAGGACUAGCUCCCUCCCCUGUUGGAUGUCAAUAAAAAAGAAUCUUUAAAUGAGUCCCUUUAUUAAUCCCCCUGUAUUUUUUUUGGUGUGAUGUAUCCAUGAAUCGUGGUUAUCUUUUCUCUCAUGUUUUUAUUUUGACAGCUGUAAAAUUAUGCCAUCCAGUCCUGGAUUUCUGUAACCUGUAUUAUCUUAAUCUUGUUUUUCCUGCUCUGCCCCUGGGGAUGUCAGAGUUAAAGAAAUCCAGAACUGAUAUGCACAGGCAGAUUUAUAGAGCCACCGCAUCAAAAGCGAUGGCACCAUGGACAGGUGCAAUGUAGAAAACAUUUCAGUCACGCUGAGGUUUGUAUAUAAUGGGAUACCAGAGGAACACCUGUUAGGUUUAGUUGAAUUUACUUGAGCAGCUUGAUGCUUCAGUUCAGUGAGGUUACAUUGCCUCUGAAAUUCUUGAUCACCUGUCACACACAGGCUUUAAUGCAUAAAACAUCUUGAGUCAGUGUUAUGAUGGUGCAGCAGUGAUGAGUGAAGUUAUAGGUGGGGUGCAGGCUAUAAUUCAAGGACAGCUGCUUUAACCACUAAUUCCAUUUACCUGUUGUGCAUGCGAUUAAAAGCAAACUCUGUGCCAAAAGGUUGCAGAUGAUGAGGAUGCCUCGAUCUGUGCAGAGCAGCAGCAGAACUUACAUGUCAACUUAAUAAAUUCUUUGUCACUGGCAA